GGCCUCCCGGAGGCCGUCGGCACGCUGUUCCCGCAGCAGCUUGGGUGCGUGUCCUACGCAACGCCGUGUGCUUGUUGUCCGCCGCUGAUACUGCAGCACCCGCAUCCACUCCCGCUCCCCUUGCCCAUCCCGUUGCCCUUCGCUUUCCCGAUCCAGUCCUUAGAUCCUCAAGUCGCAAAGCACCAGCGUUUGCUGCUCUCUAACAUGGUGAGUGAAUCUUCACUACUUGAGUGCAGCAACGGGCGCUACACAGCGUCCGAUACGAGGGGCUCAGACGAGCUUCUUUCGCAGAGUGGCGUCACCGUCAUGGCGCCCGCGGCUCCGCACCACGCUGAUAACAAUAAUCAGGACUCCGCUGCGAAAAAAGUUAAGCUGGAACAGAAUGUUGGCAAGCCGUCUCGGGUUAUACAUAUACGGAACAUACCAAAUGAGACAACAGAAGCGGAGAUCAUACAGCUGGGCUUACCGUUCGGCAGAGUCACUAAUGUGCUCGUACUAAAGGGGAAAAAUCAGGCGUUCCUGGAGAUGGCAGAGGAGAUAUCAGCAGUGGCAAUGGUGGCAUAUUUCGGCGGGUGCGUCGCUCAACUGAGGGGUCGCGCGGUCUACGUACAGUUCUCUAACCAUAAGGAACUCAAGACUGAUCAGACUCACAGUAAUGCUGUAAGUGUGUCAGCAUCAGCCCAAGCGGCACUACAAGCGGCGCAGGCUAUUUCCAACACAGCAGGCGCUGCACUCGUGGCCGGCGCCGGCGCAGCGCUAGCUCCAGCUAAUGGCGGCACUGAGAUACAGGGCGGGCCAAACACAGUAUUACGCGUGAUCAUAGAACACAUGCUGUAUCCAAUUGUGCUGGAUGUGCUGUACUCGAUCUUCCAGCGAUACGGGAAAGUGCUCAAGAUUGUCACAUUCACCAAAAAUAACUCAUUUCAAGCUUUAAUCCAGUAUCCAGACACUGGAUCAGCUCAAAUGGCGAAAACGGCCCUGGACGGUCAGAACAUCUACAACGGAUGCUGCACGCUGCGCAUCGACUACUCGAAGAUGACUUGCCUGAACGUGAAGUACAACAACGACAAGUCGCGCGACUACACCAACCCCACGCUGCCGUCCGGCGACGGCGACACCCAUCAGCUCUUGACCAGUGAGUUGAUGUCACUGCGUGCUCGCCUCCUGGCCCUCGCAUCCAGGAAGAGUGGGGGAGUCCUCGCGCCCCCAUUCCUAGGCCUCGGCUCCGGGCUCGCGUCCCCAUACGGCGUGGGCGUGGGCGGCGUGGGCCUGCCCGCGUUCGGCGCGCUCACGCUCACGCCGGCCUCGCCCGCGCUCCGUGCGCUCGCUGCGCCACCGCUGCCACUGGCGACCGUGCUGCUCGUGUCGAACCUUAAUGAGGAGAUGGUCACGCCUGACGCUCUCUUUACCCUUUUCGGCGUGUACGGCGAUGUGCAACGAGUGAAGAUCCUUUACAACAAAAAAGAUUCAGCUCUAAUUCAGAUGGCGGAACCGCAUCAAGCCCAUCUCGCGAUGACUCACAUGGACAAGCUGCGCGUGUUCGGCAAGGCGAUGCGCGUGAUGCUCAGCAAGCACCAGACCGUGCAGCUGCCGAAGGAGGGCCAGCCCGACGCGGGGCUCACACGGGACUACUCACAAAGCCCCCUCCACCGAUUCAAGAAGCCGGGCAGCAAGAAUUACCAGAACAUCUACCCACCGAGUGCCACCUUGCAUCUGUCCAACAUUCCAGCGACAGUCUCCGAGGACGACAUUAAGGACGCGUUCACCAAACGCGGCUUCACGAUCAAGGCGUUCAAGUUCUUCCCCAAGGACCGCAAGAUGGCGCUGGUGCAGCUGCCGUCCAUCGACGACGCAGUGGCGGCUCUCAUCAAGAUGCACAACUACCAGCUGUCCGAGUCCAACCACCUGCGGGUCUCCUUCUCCAAGUCGAGUAUUUAAACAACCCGACGGAAUAUCACACAAGUCGUGUCGUCGUCGUGUCGUCGCGUCGUCGUGUCGUCGUGUCGUCGCGCCGGCCUCUCUCACACUCGAGAACUCCUCGACUGAAAAUUAUAAUGUAUCUGUAUUACGCUUACUUGGAACAGUCUAGAUUAAGUGCUAUUACUCUACUUCCCUAGUGAAUACAUGCGUUUACAUAAUUUAAUAUAGCGCCAUCUGUCGGCCGCGGCCGGUACUGCUACCCGCUCAGAGAGAGUCUACGUUAUCUGUAUUUUGUGUGGUAUUUCAUUCCGCGUAUUUGAUAAUUAUUGUAACGGUAUAUUUUUAUUUUUUUAUAUUAUUAUUAUUAUAGAUAUACGUUUCCAGUGAUUUGAAUAAUUUCAUUCGAAUAUAGCAGAUCGCAAUGUGAUUGCGCUAGAAUUAUUUCAUUCGGCAACUGAUAGCUAUUGUGAGCGAUGUCAAACAUUGCAAUGGUUGUUCUAUAAUUAUUAUUAUUCGUUAUCAGCUAAUUUACACAUUUAUUAUUAUAUUAUUAAUUAUUAUCGAUUAUCAAUUAUUAUUAUAUUAUCCAUCACAUGUGCACAUUGUUAAAAAAAUAUAUUUUCCUCGUCACAUAUAAUUUGCAGUUAUCGCUAUAAGAUUAUAGUUUAUAAAUAUAUUUUAUUCACUAUUUUGAUAUGCACAAUUUAUUAUUGCAUUUUUAAUUAAUUAUAGUUUUGUGCGCAUACACAUUUUUUGUUUAUGAACGAGAAUGAUCGCUUAAAAAUGUGUAUGUGUGUGCAAUAUUAGUUAUAGACAAUUUUAUUAGCGUUAAGGUUAUAUCAUCUCGGAGCGCUUAAGGCUCAUCGCUACACUCUUCCAUAUUGUUUCGUUGUCUAGAAAAAUAUUCUGUUAAUCGUUUCGAAGUAGUUAUCUCGAUUAGUUAGUGUAAUCACAACUCUCGUAUCUUACCUAGAUUCUAGUUAAUAAUACCAUAAUACUAUCACUAUGGAGGUUAUGUUCGGUGACAUAAUAGUGACAUGAUGCAUUUAUUCGAUGUUAAUUUAUAUUAAUGGUAGCUACAACAUACUAUAAAUGCUCGUGCAUGUUUCACUAAGUGAUUAUUUAUAAAGGAUUAUUUAUUUCUGUCCCCAUUGUCCCUGUAAUGUCUAUGUUUCGGUUCAUUCGAAUCCGGCCAAAGUUCGGUCACAGUCCUCGAUAAUCGGGAAUCGGGAGCUGAUUUCUAAGGAAUGUUAUUAGUGAUGCAACCAAUAUUUAUUGUACGAAUACUCGAAUACAUUUACUAUUUAACAUCUUUAUUUUGGUGUGUUUUUAAUGAGAUUUUUGACAACAAUCUUCAUUGAAUGUUGGUAUCUAUAGAAGCAUGUUGUUUAUGGUUUCCCGUGUAACGGUAUUCGUGUUGGUUGCAGCGCUAAAUGUUAUGCUGUCAGUAUUCACACUAACGUAAAAACAACAGUAUUUUAGUGUAAUAUCCUUACUCGACACUUUGUAAAUAACUUUGCUAAUUUCCAACGGAGUUUCUCGUUUCCAAAUCUCUGCUACGAUUGGUUUUCACACAUCUUUGCCUUCUUAAUUUAAAUAAAUAUGCGUCUAGUCCAAUUCGAAAGAGAUUAAGUUGUGAUUAAGUGAUUUAAUAUUAAUUCGAAAAACGUUUCUAACCUUCUAAAAACUGUGGUAAUUUUAAUGGUUCGUUAUUUAUUUGGUGCACCGUUUCUGAGCGGUGUGAUCUCUCAAUUAGGACCAGUUUUAAGUGUUCAGUUACACGUCCAUUCAUUGUGAUUAGGCAAACAUGCGUGAAACAGAUACCUGAUAUGACGAGUUAAGGAUAUAUUAUUGUCGUACGCGAUACGAUGCGUACAUUAUCAAUUUUUUAACAAAAUUUUAAUGUUAGGCGUUAUUAAAACAUUAUAUCUUCGAAACCGUAAACGGUGUCUUCAUUGUCCAUAUCUUUCAAUGCCAGUUCUAGUGUUGACGAAGAGAGUUACUAUAGGAAAACUAAUGUCAAUGCAAAGUUAACCUAUCGGUCAAAUUUACGAUUAUUCGGAACGUUCUCUUUGAGUCACAAAAAUGAAGUAAGUAUCUAUAAUUAUGAUUAUGAUAGCGCAGACAUUAAGAAUCACAUAUUUACACUAUUUAAAUUGUAUCAUAAUUAUACAUCACGUACGGAUUAAUGAUAAAACUAGAGCUUAGUAAAAUGGUUAAAGAAGAUAGUUUUCGAUAAGGAGUAAGGACGGUAAGGGAAAAUUGUUUUAAAAUCGUAUUGUAUUCAUCGGUAACUAUCUGAGGUAGGAGCGUAUAAGUAGAUCGGUUUAUAUAAUGUUAGGAGACCAGGGUGUGGUGAUAUUUUGCACAAUUUUGAAAAUGUUUUACUUAUACAGCGGGCCGCGACCCGCUGCAAAAUAUGAACUGUGGUUAAUGACUGGUGGGUUCGUUCGGGGAGGAUCGGUAUAAGCGGUAAUACGAGAAUGAAUUAAAUUGGAAUAUAAAUAAAUUUGAAAUAUCAGCAAGAAAUGACAUAUCGGUAUAUAGAGCGCAACGCUAACUCGGCUCGCGGUCGCUCGGCCGCGGGCGCGUGCGUUCCGGGCCUAAAGUUCCCUCAGUGACACUGGUAUUGACUAAUAGAUAAUUAUAGGAAUUUAUGUGUUUAGAAAAGUAUUUUAAAUAUAUAGGAUAAUGUCGUAAUAAGAUAAAAUCAGUGUUUAGAAUGAGAUGCCAAAUUUAAAAGUCAAUACACAUUAUUUUAGGUAAAUCUUAAAUUAAUUAACUAAUCUUAACAUUUAUUAAAAAGUUGAUGAAAGAUGUUACAGUUAAAUUAUAUUUGAGAGUUUUAUUAAGCGCAGUGUAUGCAAUUUUAUUCAUAGUGAGUGAAGAUUGUUUCGAUUUGUUAGUUAAAAGUUAUACGUUAAGAAAUGAUGUGAAUGUUGUUUUCAAUGUUUUCACUUUACUGUUCUCUAUACGAUGCUCUCGUAAUGAAUAUUAGAUAUUGUCGUCGGUACUAUAGGUUCCUUCCGAGUGUUAUUUGUCUCAAACUUAAAGCAUAUCUUUGCAUAUCAAUCGUUUGAUUUGUUCUAACUUUCAUUGUGCUUUAUAUUUAUCUCUUAACGUAAGCUGUAGAUAAUACUAUACAAUACAAUGAUUUGUAUCAAUAUGAAUAAAGGCCAACAUAUCAAUAAAUAAAUCUUCGGUUAAGGCGCAUGAAUAAAAUUUCCUAUCCUUUUAUUAUUUUUGUCUGUUCUUUAUAUCUAACUCAUUUAUAGUUUAAGUUUCAAUAUCAUUUAAAAGUGUCGUCAUUCAAUUUUUUCUUAUUUUAGAUUAAGCCUUUUGUGUGUUUAAUUUCAUUCUUAUUUUUUAUUUCAUAAUUAAACUAUUAUUAGCAUUGA
Messenger RNA from Colias croceus (clouded yellow), 5318 nucleotides. It is a transcript of the gene heph, whose product is annotated as polypyrimidine tract-binding protein 2. Gene Ontology annotation, cellular component: nucleus. Gene Ontology annotation, molecular function: mRNA binding. The record is from RefSeq and is a predicted model, not a curated record. Gene Ontology annotation, biological process: mRNA processing; regulation of RNA splicing. Bases 205 to 1938 code for a protein of 577 amino acids. NCBI's taxonomy places the organism in Eukaryota, Metazoa, Arthropoda, Insecta, Lepidoptera, Pieridae. The transcript has 16 exons.